Rotaria sp. Silwood1 is the source of this 507-nucleotide messenger RNA. The record is from the annotation of a GenBank genome assembly. NCBI's taxonomy places the organism in Eukaryota, Metazoa, Rotifera, Eurotatoria, Philodinida, Philodinidae.
AUGUCAAGUGGUGGAAAAAUAACAAUUAGACGUUCUGGUAUCGAAUCAGUCGAACGGCAUCGUAAGGAAGCAGGCUCAGCUUGGAAACAUACUCAUGUAAACGGAUCAAGAACUCUCUCAACUGUGAAUGAUGCUCACUCAUAUAUUGACACAUUAUCACCUGCAUGGGAUUUGAAUUCAAGCAUGACUGGUAGAAUUUUCAUUGCUGACAUAAAAGCUCAAUGUCAAGUUGUGGGUUCUGGUGCAAUUGAUCAUGUGCAUGUUGAAUUUAAUGAAGGAACGCAAACAGGAACUGGCAAAUAUAUUUUAGUCGCUAUUCAUGUAGAUAGCUCCAAACGAAUAACAUUGAGCUAUACCUAUCAUGAGGUAAGUGAUAGGUUGAGACCUAACUGGGUGUAUACAGAAUACGCUACUGGUGCUGUAACAGAUUGGUUAAAAUCAAAAGCAGUAGAAAAUCUUCGAGGAAUGGUACCAUCAAGUCAUCGACCAUCUAUAACCUAUGUCUAA